Messenger RNA from Chironomus riparius, 484 nucleotides. The record is from the annotation of a GenBank genome assembly. Lineage: Eukaryota; Metazoa; Arthropoda; Insecta; Diptera; Chironomidae.
AAAAAAAUAAAGAAGGUUCUUCAAAACUUAUAAAAUUAAAAAAUAAUUAAAAAUGCUUCCAAGAAACUCAUCAGAUACAAAGCGAGUAGUGGAUCAAAUGACAGUUUUGAAAGGAGAACGUCCAGUUUUGAAGGAUUACUUAAUUAAAUCAUUACAUGAAAGCGGCUGGACAGAUUUAGUACGACUUAUGUGUAGAGAGGAAAUAAAUAAGGCAAAUGGAUUAAUAUCAGUAGAUAGUCUCGUUGAUAAAGUGACACCAAAAGCUCGUCAAAAGAUUCCAGACGAAAUAAAAACGGAAAUGAUUGCAAAGAUAAAGAAAUGUCUAACAUCCAUUGAUGCUAAUGAAUGUUGAGUGUAAAUAAUAAUUAAUUAAAUGAUAACUUGUGUCUCUCGUAACAUCUUUCAUUUCAUCUCCUCCUUAUUCUUUUGCAUUAAUUAAUUAUCAUUGUAACCCAAAUAAAGACUAAGUUUUCUUUAAAAUGAA